This is a messenger RNA of Cygnus olor (mute swan), 1760 nucleotides long. RefSeq names its product zinc finger protein 706 (gene ZNF706). The transcript is spliced from 4 exons. The record is from RefSeq and is a predicted model, not a curated record. Bases 1202 to 1432 code for a protein of 76 amino acids. NCBI's taxonomy places the organism in Eukaryota, Metazoa, Chordata, Aves, Anseriformes, Anatidae.
CUGUAGGAUCUGCUGGCUGUGAAACAGGCUGGUGGUUUCAGUUUAACGCCCUGUGCUGCAGCUCAUGGGAGCUGUUGAAUGUCACAUGUAUCUCUGCAUUCUUGUUAGUACAAUUGGUGUUUUCUUGUGUUCAGACAGAUUUUGUUAGCCAUACGAAUAAUCGCUGUGGAAUUACUUGGGCUUUUACAGAAACGGCUGAUGAAGGAGGAGGGAGCGCUGAAAAUGUAGCCUAAUGCUGCUGCCCAGGGCUGCGUGGUGGCGUGAUACACCCUGAAAAAAUGGGAGUGUGGCCUGAGAGGUGCCUGCCGGUGGCUGCGAGCUGGUUUGGGUCAGGGCUGUCCUUCCGCUCAGUGCUGGGCGCUGUGAUGCUCCGUGUCUGGAAAUCCACGCGGUGCUAGUGAAUGCCCAGAUGUAGGGAGUGUUUCAGAGAAACUUCACUUCUGUAAUGGCAGUGAGGGCUUCUUGUGUGUGUUGACGGGAGCUCGGCCUCUGUUUGGACAGGCUGUUCUCCCUCCAGCCUGUGUCCUUGCUGGAAGGAUUGCGUGACGGACCGACUGUGUCCCCGCAGAGUGCUGCGUCGCUGGAAAUGUGCAGCUUGUGUAUGGGCAGUAACCAACCUGCCAGCCUGUGGGGAACACUAGACCUUAACUGGCUGUCCUCGAAACGGUGGACUCCAGUAGCUCUCCUGCGCUUGUGCAGUAAGCCUCGCGUCUCUGUGAGAGCCACGCAACUGGAUUAUGCGUGGGACGCGAGGGACUGUAAGAAAGAUAAUAGCUGGAAGUGGGCUGCUGGGUUAUAUAACCGCGUUCUGAAUCCUGCCGUGUCGGUGCGCCCCAGUCCUGCCUGGGGUACAGGCUGAGUUGGGUGUCCUGGUGGGCUGCACGCAGGUGGAGCCUUCCUGGUGUAGAACGUGCUGCUUUGCGGCUCCACCAAAUGUGACUUUUCAACCUCAUUUCUGUUUGUGGUGGACCUUCUCAUGGCAGGUGGCAAUAGCGUUUGCUUCCUUUAUGCUUGUGGGCUGUGUAGAAUAGUGGCUUCCAGUGGACACAGCUUUACGCCUGUCUUUCCAAGAAAUAUGUAUGCAUGCAUAUAAAAUCAGCUGAAGAUCGAAAAGGAUGGCCACCUCUAAAAACAGCCUUGGAUAAAGAGGGAUGACACAUCAUUCUUACCGUUCCUGAUUCCAAAGCAGAUCACAGCAGAUAUGGCUCGUGGACAGCAGAAGAUUCAGUCGCAGCAGAAAAAUGCCAAAAAGCAAGCUGAGCAAAAAAAGAAACAAGGACAUGAUCAGAAGGCUGCAGCCAAGGCUGCCUUGAUAUAUACCUGCACUGUCUGUAGGACACAAAUGCCGGAUCCCAAGACCUUCAAACAGCACUUUGAAAGCAAGCAUCCUAAGACUCCACUUCCUCCAGAACUGGCUGAUGUUCAGGCAUAAAGUUGUCUACAGGUGAAGUCAUGGCACCUAUUGACUCUUCUACUGUCAGACCUUACAUAACAAACCUGCAGCUGCUUUUCUAAAACUGUUGAUCAGCAAAAAUGAAGGGGCUACAGAAACGUUCAUAUUUUUAUGCUGUUCCCUCUUGGGCUUCACGCAAAGACAAUUCUGUGUAAAUGUACAGUUGUGCCCUCUUUGGAAAUCCUGAAAAAUCAGUCCAUACUUGUUAUAAAAAAAAAAAAUUUUUUACAAUUGUAAUUAUAUUGAUGUUCAUAUUGUGUAAAAUAACUCAUUUAAUAAAGUAGUACUUUGAUUUUACAAUAUCACA